GACCAUGAGUUUUUCACGUGAUCAAUGUCUCUUCACACACCACUUCACCGACGAUCAACGAUGACGUAGACGCCACCACAAUGAAUUCGAAUAAUAGAAUGGUAUUCAAUCAGGCGCGCGGUUUCCGAGAGCAGGGCGCGAAAUGAGAAAAGCAUUUUGUCUACUAUACUACCGGUAUGUUUUCAUUCAUUCUAAUUCUCUCUCCGAUCCCGCGCUCAUAUGUAUGCUCUCAUCCUAAAUACACAGUCUCGACGAUCAUCUUGUGACGGUUUUCGGAUUUCUUACCAUGUCAGCAAAAACUUUUCAUUCUAUUUUAUGAUAUUCUUUUGACUAUUCAAGGCUUGUAUUCAUUGUGAUCAUGUUUUUCAUCCGCAGACAGUGAUAAAUCGAGAUAUUUGGUAUUUUAUCCAGCCUACAUCCAGUUUUUUGUCUUCUCUUGCCAGCCGAGCACGUUGUGAAGCAGCGCCCUCGAUCGUCAGCAGCUGAUCAUCUCAAAGCAUGUUUAGGAUACGAACGUGUUCAUGUCUUAUCUCAAAUUCGGAGGUGGUUAGUCCAAGGUUCACUCAAAUCAAACGUUGGGUCUCAAAUACGACGACAAGAGAACUGUCGAAAACGACAUUAUCUGCCAGUCAGAGGCUGAAAGUUCUCCCAUAUCCAUAUCUUCGUCCGUGUCUAAAUAUGGCCAGUAUAAUUGAUGGAAAGGGCAUUGCCAAGGAGAUUCGUCAAGAACUCCAAGGAGAGGUGGCCAUGUUGAAAGAGAGACAUCCUGGUUUCAUGCCCGGUCUUGCCAUUGUUCAGGUUGGAAACAGAUGUGAUUCUAAUCGAUAUAUCAAAUUCAAGCUUGCUGCAGCUGCCGAGAUUGGCAUGGUAGCCCAGCAUUAUAAACUUCCAAGCUCCAGUACACUACCUGAGGUUGUGAAUAAGAUCCAGGAUCUGAAUAAGGAUCCACGUAUCCAUGGUAUCAUAGUUCAGAUGCCACCUGAAACCAAUGAACCCAUAGAUGAGGAUCUUCUACUCAAUGCUGUGGCUCCAAGCAAAGACGUGGAUGGAUUGACUGACCGCAGUGCAGGGAAGCUAGCAAGGGGUGAACUUGGGCAAUGCUUUCUACCAUGCACACCUAAGGGAUGUCUGGAACUGCUCAAGAGAUCGGGUGUUGAGGUAGAAGGUAAAAAGGUGGCUGUCCUAGGAAGGAGUAAGAUUGUCGGAGCUCCGAUGUCGGAUCUCCUUAGAGCUAAAAAUGCCACAGUCACCAUGUGCCACUCCAGGACAAAGAACAUUGAUGAGAUUAUUCGCGAGUCUGAUGUGAUCAUAGUUGCUAUACGUCAGGCUAAGUUUGUUCAGAAGGAAUGGAUCAAACCGGGAGCAGUAGUUAUAGACUGUGGAAUCAACUUCAUUGAAGAUCCAUUCUCCAAGCAAGGUAGGAAGAUGGUUGGUGAUGUAGACUAUGAUGGUGUCAGGGAGGUAGCAGGAGCUAUUACUCCGGUCCCCGGUGGAGUAGGACCUAUGACUGUAGCUAUGCUCAUGGGGAACACCGUGGAGAGCGCCAAGAAGACCGUCGAAGGAACUCUGGGUGACCAAUGGAAGAUGAGAUACCUACCCCUUCAUCUCAAGCAACCUGUCCCCACUGACAUUGAGGUCUCCAGGGCUCAAAAACCAAAGGAGGUCUCAGAAUUAGCCCAGGAACUACAGCUUCUACCCAGUGAAAUAGACUACUAUGGCAAGACCAAGGCCAAGAUCUCUCUAUCAGUACUAGAUAGGCUAAAGGACAGGGCUCCAGGAAAGUACAUCGUUGUUGGAGGAAUCACACCAACUCCUCUGGGAGAAGGCAAGAGCACCACCACCAUCGGACUAACCCAGGCUUUAGGAUCCCAUCUCAAGAAGAAUGUAUUUGCAUGUGUGAGGCAGCCAUCCCAAGGACCCACCUUUGGUAUCAAGGGGGGUGCAGCGGGUGGAGGCUAUGCUCAGGUCAUUCCUAUGGAAGAGUUCAAUCUCCAUCUUACCGGAGACAUCCAUGCAAUCACAGCCUCAAACAACUUACUUGCUGCAGCCAUUGAUGCAAGGAUCUUUCACGAAUCAACUCAGACAGACACCGCCCUCUAUGGCAGGCUAGUGCCAAGCAAGAAGGGCGUCCGACAGUUUUCAGAUAUCCAGCUCGGCAGACUCCAGCGUCUUGGCAUUGAUAAGACCAAUCCUGAUGACCUAACAGAAGAAGAGAUGGGACGUUUUGCUCGUCUUGAUAUUGAUCCAUCUACUAUUACGUGGCAAAGAGUCAUGGACACCAAUGACCGCUACCUUCGUAAGAUCACCAUUGGUCAGUCUCCCACCGAGAAGGGCUACACCCGUGAGACACAGUUCGAUAUCACUGUGGCUAGCGAGAUCAUGGCUAUCCUUGCCCUGACCACAGACCUAGGGGACAUGAGGACCCGUCUUGGUAAGAUCGUCGUCGCUAGCAACAAACAAGGAGAACCUGUGACGGCUGAUGAUGUUGGUGUCGGAGGUGCUUUGGCUGUUCUUAUGAAGGAUGCUAUCAAGCCAAACCUAAUGCAGACACUUGAGGGGAAUCCAGUAUUCGUUCAUGCUGGUCCAUUCGCUAACAUUGCUCAUGGCAACUCUUCUAUCCUGGCUGAUAAGAUCGCUCUGAAGCUUGUUGGAGAACAUGGAUUUGUCAUCACUGAGGCUGGAUUUGGGUCUGACAUUGGAAUGGAGAAGUUCUUUGACAUCAAGACCCGAUACUCUGGUCUAACACCCAAUGCCUGCGUGAUUGUAGCUACAGUCAGGGCACUCAAGAUGCAUGGUGGUGGACCCAAUGUGACAGCUGGAAAGCCUCUUGCCUCUGAAUACAGUGAAGAGAACCUUGAACUACUAGAGAAAGGAUUCUGUAACCUUAGGAAACAGAUUGAGAAUACAACACAUUUUGGAGUGCCAUGUGUCGUUGCUAUCAACCAGUUUGUAACUGACACCCCCAAUGAGCUAGCCCUUCUCCAGCAGCUAUCUAAGGAAUGCGGUGCCUUUGAUGCUGUAGUAUCAAACCAUUGGGCUCAUGGAGGACAAGGUGCUGUUGAUCUAGCCAAGGCUGUAGAGAGGGCCUGCUACCAGCCAAGCGACUUCAAGUUCCUCUAUGACCUUGAGCGUCCCGUUGAAGAUAAGAUAUCAACCAUCGCCCAGAAGAUCUACGGAGCUGAUGGCAUUGAGCUCUCUGAGGAGGCACAGAAGAAGAUUAAUCUGUAUCGAAGCCAGGGAUUCAACGAUCUACCCAUCUGUAUGGCCAAGACUCAUCUCUCCUUGUCACAUGACCCGUCUAGGAAGGGCACGCCCUCUGGAUUCACUCUACCAAUCAGAGAUGUACGAGCCAGCGUAGGGGCGGGAUUCCUGUACCCUCUUGUGGGAACCAUGAGCACAAUGCCUGGCUUGCCGACCAGACCAUGUUUCUAUGACAUCGACAUUGACACCGAUAAUGAAACAAUCUUUGGUCUCUUCUAAAUGAAUGAUCUCGUCCUUGUUCUUUUGGCAACCAAGGAAUUAUUUCGUCCAUGGAGAUUGGCUGUUGAUAUGGCAUGUAUUCUUAUUAAUAAUUAUCAUUUGAACAGGACUGAUAUGUUAAUUCAUUGUGUUGGACCUUAUUGUACCGUAUGGAAUCUCUGUGAUGUGCACAUUUAUUCUUCUCUCAUGUUUUACAAGUUUACAGGUGUGCUCAAUUAUUUUAUCAUUAAAAUUGUCCCUUUGUUGGGUAUUAAUAAUGAAUACAACAUUACAGUGUCACACAUGACUCUACUCACAAUAAAAGCAAACAUGCUUCAGCUUUAUGAUGUGCACCAUUUUGAAAUUCUAUUGACUCUGAGUUGAUGUACUGUACACAGAUAGUAUUACCAUUGCAUUCAAUAUUUGACAUAUUUUUUACAUUCCCCCCCCAAAUAUUUGUAAUAUGCAGAUAUUAAAUUGAGUUAACUAAAAUGGAUGUUUAGAAUGUUGAAAAAUUAUUGGUAAAUUUGAACAUUUUUAUCUGAUAUCCAACCAUGUAAAUUUAUACAUUCCUUUGACAAACAGUCAGAGUUGAAAAGAAGUCGUCAUUUUAAUGUUGGAGUAGAUCAUUCAGAUGCGCUCUUGAUUAGUGAGAAAAAGAUCUGUCAGCCAGCCUGAUAAGAAAUGUAAAAUGAUGUCCAAUAGCGCAAAAAUGUACAUUAUUCAGUGUGUGAAUUAGACUUCUAUCAAGCGUAGAUGCUUGCAGCAAUCUUGCAUUAUGUCUUGGCUUGGACAAUGAUUUUUGUAUGAAAAAAAUGUUUUUUAUAGGAUAUUAUCUUGGAGUUCCAUCAAAUUAUGUUUCAUUUAUUUCGUGAAAAAAAAUUGUAUUAAUGAAGUAAGAAAUUUGUACAUGUUGUAGAGGUUUAUAGGCUGUUUGUCUUCAAUAAUGUAAUUAGAUUUGUAUAUAAUUAUAAGAUUAUUUAGUGUUUUUCUAGUUCUAUAUAAAUCUAACUGAAAUUCUGAUGAUGUUUCCCAUUUUAUCAUGAAAAUAUUCUAUUCUCUUUCUCAAUAAUGCAUUGCCAGCUUUAAUGCUAGGGAGGGCUGAGGUUCGAGGCAGACUUGUUUCCUCAAAACUAUAAAUAUUUUUUAAAAGGAAAAAAAUAUAUUGUCUGCUAUUAUGAGUUGCGAUUGACUUAGUUCACAUGAGGAUGUAAAUGAGAGAAAAUAGCAAGGCCUGAGAAGGAUAUUAUGAAAUUUAUUUGUAAGAUGUGCCUUUGAUAAAUCUUGAAUAUAGGACAUUAUAUAUUGGCAACAAAGUUCUGCCAGAGCUAAAUGGUUACCUUUAGCAUUACUGAAGUGUGUUUACGAUGGAAUGUUGAUAAUAUUUGUAUCUACUCGGCAUUAUGGAUGUUCUUAUGUGAUCUUAUGUAUUUAUCGCUGUGAUUGUUUACAUGAAAUUGACUUUUAUGUAUGUUUCAAAUAUAAAUACUUGUGUGGUUUUAAGGCCUGUAAUGGGGCUUUUUUUUAUCCCUAAUAAAUGAAGAAGAAUCCAUGAAUAUUCAUAUUAAAUCAAUGCAAGAGUCCAGAGUUUAUAUAGUAGAAAGAGGAUGGGCCCCUUUACACUGAGAUGGUGGCAUAAUGCAGACAAGUUCUAUAUAUUAUUUGGUUAUUUCACAUUAUCAUUGUAUCAACUAAUGCAUGUUUAUCUGGUAUAUGUUGUGUGUACAGAUCACCGUUGGCAAUUAAUCUGUCUUACACUGAUGUUAAAAUUCAUUGGUGUGGUUAGUUGGGUAUGAUGUAUUUUGUUUAUCGAGCACUAUCUUUUAUGUAGCACAAUGCAAAUUACAAUCUAUUCUUUUUUGGUGAUUUUUUUUGGUAUUAUGUUUUUGCUAUUUUGUUUUCCCUUUGUGUAAUAAUCUGGGAUAUGAUCCAAUCAGUGAAUACUGUUGUAUGAAAAAAAUGUAUUUUGUUUGAAAUUAAAGGUUAACAUUAUUUAA
Molecule: messenger RNA, 5456 nt
Organism: Lytechinus pictus (painted urchin)
Lineage: Eukaryota; Metazoa; Echinodermata; Echinoidea; Temnopleuroida; Toxopneustidae
Product: C-1-tetrahydrofolate synthase, cytoplasmic-like
Exons: 20
Coding region: 499-3480 (993 amino acids)
Biological process (GO): tetrahydrofolate interconversion
Cellular component (GO): cytosol
Molecular function (GO): formate-tetrahydrofolate ligase activity; methenyltetrahydrofolate cyclohydrolase activity; ATP binding
Source: RefSeq, a predicted model, not a curated record